AAACUUAACACGGGGACUUUUGAUGCACCGAGGGAAGUCUGAGUCUUUUUUUUUUUAGAAUCCAGAGACAUGCAUAAACUUCUAUUUUGGGCAUCAAAUUUUGCUAUGGACACCCAUGAACUUUCCAGAAACCCAAAGCGCGUCUCACAGGCCCAGUUGCUUUUUUCACUUAUUCUUUUAUUUUUAUUUUCUCACAGCUGCUUUACUUCAAUCUCCACUAUCCCCAAACCCAGAUGAACACGAACUUGGUACGCCAUUCUUGCCAAGCCGAAGCGGGGAUGGAUCUGGAGACAGAAGUCCAUUUAGCGAUGGAGUUGAAGAUGGGCCGCGACUAUAUUCUUGUCCCAAAGGGAUUUCACAGCCUGCAAUUGAGAUUUCUGUACACAAGUUGGUGGCUCUGGGCUUUGAAUCUUGUCUUCUGGUGUUAAAACUUAACCGCGGUGAGUUCGAACAAGGCAAAAGUGCAGUGUUUACUUUGGGUUGCCAGCGAAUUGAAAGCAAGGCUCCUGUCUUUGACUCCAAGUGCUAUAAGGAAGACACGCAUAGACUAUUGCUGACAUCGAGAGUACAAAACAAGUACAGGAGCUGUGGUGUCAUAAAUUCCAGAGUUCCAGACUUUUGA
Rosa chinensis is the source of this 622-nucleotide messenger RNA. RefSeq lists its product as uncharacterized. Lineage: Eukaryota; Viridiplantae; Streptophyta; Magnoliopsida; Rosales; Rosaceae. The record is from RefSeq and is a predicted model, not a curated record. Bases 116 to 622 code for a protein of 168 amino acids. The transcript is spliced from 4 exons.